Molecule: messenger RNA, 1440 nt
Organism: Periconia digitata
Lineage: Eukaryota; Fungi; Ascomycota; Dothideomycetes; Pleosporales; Periconiaceae
Source: the annotation of a GenBank genome assembly
GUUUCCUUCUGUUACAAGUUGAAGCUAGCCUAUAGGGGCUUAGCCGCAGGUAGAUGGACUCGGCGCUGUGUCAGAUGUUCACGACUGCUGCAUACUUCACAUCAUACUUCUUUGUGUUUCCUACCAAGUAGCAUCAUCAGCAAGAAAAUACGAAUGCCAGUACGGAGGGCUCAUAGGAAAUCAGUUCUGGGCUGCAGAACAUGCAAGAAGCGCCGUGUGAAGUGUGACCUAAACCGUCCAGAAUGUCUGAAUUGUACAAGGCUUGGCCGCGAAUGUGGCUUCCGAUUUUUGGAUCCAGCUCCUAGGUCGCUCGUCACUGUGAAGCAGGUAAACGUGGCACCACCACCACCACCACCACAAUUUAUGCCGGAUCCAUCGUUCUUGGACAGCUUUCUCGAGCCACUCCCCCCGGCUUUGCGCGCUAGGUUUACACAGUUGAUCAAGUACCAUGCUACGCAGACGAGCGGCACAAUUACCCACAAUGCCGCUGCUCAAUCAACUUGGUGCUCUCUUGUCCCCAGGCUGAGUUCGAACCACGAGUUUGUCUCACAUGGUAUCGUUGGGCUCUCAGCGCUCCAUCAAUCGCAUUAUGUCAGUUCUGAAACGGAGCGAAAAACACUGCAGGAUAUCGCCGCCGUACAGAUGAACACUGGACUGGCCUCAUAUAGGGAGUGCGUUGCUCACGUCACCCCGGAAAACGCAGCAGCACUCUACACAUUUUCCACUGCCACCACUGCUUUCGUUCUGGCCACUACAGUCGAAGGGUGUGUCCCGCUGCUACAUUCUGCACGCAACGAUUCUUUGUCUGUCGACGAGUAUAAUUCUACUAUUGAGAAGCUCGCAAAGGAAACAGCCAAAUUUAUGACCUGUUUUAGAGGUGUGAUGGUUAUCAUAGUCCCCUGCUGGCGUGUUAUGGUUCAAGGUCCAAUGCGUCCCUUGUUGGAUCGAGACUGGUGGCCUCGCCCUUUCCCGUCCUCUGCGCAGGCACUCGAAGAAGACGAAAAGCUCCACGACCUCGAGAAUCUUUGGAUGAGGCCUGGUCGCGAUUAUGAAUACUGGUUCGAUACACUGAUUCACGCACUGAAAGACAUGAGAGAUGCUUUUGCUCUUGUGUCCUUACUUACGGUGAGCGAUAAGCCGAACGACACUAUAAAAGGCAGUCGGUUGCUAGAUUGGAGCUCUGUCUUUGCCUGGAUCACGAAAACGCCACCAGGUUUCAUCAUGCUUGUUGAACAACGCAAUCCGGAAGCCUGGAUUAUACUGGCGCACUAUGCAAUACUGAUAUUCCGAGCUGGCGACCUGUGGUGGACCAAGGGAUUUGCGGAUCACCUCGUCUCAGCUGCGGCUCUCGUCAUAGGACCCAGUAUGCACAGUUGGAUCGAAUGGCCAGCUUCAAUCAUAGGAGUAGACUUGAGUAGCUAUGAACGGCGCUCUAAAUGA